Messenger RNA from Medioppia subpectinata, 2086 nucleotides. The record is from the annotation of a GenBank genome assembly. NCBI's taxonomy places the organism in Eukaryota, Metazoa, Arthropoda, Arachnida, Sarcoptiformes, Oppiidae.
GUGUUUGUUAUGCAGAGUUUGGAGUUAGGGUUCCGCACACUACUGGUUCUGCGUAUAUGUAUAGCUAUGUAACGGUGGGAGAGUUUAUUGCAUUUGUUAUCGGCUGGAAUAUGGUUUUAGAGUAUUUGAUCGGAACGGCCGCCGGUUCUGCGGCCAUAUCUGCUUGUAUUGAUGCACUCUAUGGCGGAGCAAUACAUCACACUAUGAAACAAACAUUUGGCACAUUUGUUGGCCAUACGCCAGACCUGAUGGCCGCUGUUAUCACUAUUUUAAUGACAAUAUUAUUGGCUACUGGCGUGAAAAAGUCGCUUAUGUUUAAUAACGUGUUAAAUUUAGUAAAUUUUGGCGUUUGGAUUAUAAUAGUGUGUUCGUCAGUGUUUUACAUUGAUUUCGACAACUGGACAGAGCAUGGUGGCUUUGCCCCAUUCGGCUGGUCAGGCAUGUUGAACGGCGCCGCCACCUGUUUCUAUGCUUUCAUUGGUUUCGAUAUAAUCGCAACGACAGGAGAGGAAGCAGAAAACCCUCAGCGCUCGAUACCAACUGCCAUAAUCACUAGUUUGGUUAUAGCACUCACCGCUUAUACCACUUCUGGUCUAAUCAUAACAUUGAUGGUGCCGUACGACCAAAUAGACCCCGAUUCAGCUAUGGUUGAGAUGUUUGCACAAAACGGAGCCAACAAUUUAAAAAUGAUUGUCGCAAUCGGAGCCCUCGCAGGACUCUUGGUUUCAAUGUUGGGUUCAAUGUUCCCAAUGCCAAGAGUGGUGUACGCGAUGGCAAAGGAUGGUCUGGUGUUUAGAGAAUUGGCACAAAUAUCGAGUCUAACAAAUACUCCACUUAAAGCCACAUUAAUAUUAGGCGCGUUCACUGCUUUCAUUGCAUUCAUUAUGUCUUUGGAAGUACUCGUGGAGAUGAUGUCAAUCGGAACUCUUAUGGCAUAUACUCUCGUGUCUACUUGUGUUCUACUUCUUCGUUAUCAGCCGUCGAGAACUAAUUUAGUGGAUCUGUUACCACAAUCCAUACGGUCUGCGUGUCCGACGCCCAUCAAAGAGGUCUCACCACAAGUGCAGUGCUCUGCGCCCUCCGUUCCUUCAGCGCCACAAUUCACUCCUUUCAUCACUAAUAAAGAGCAACGAAUUCAUACGAAACGAACGAAUCGAUGCGAUUCCUCAGAAAGCGACGAAACGGAUCCAAACUGUUUCCGACAAGAGAGCAAAGACGACGAGUUCUUAGUGCCAGGAAAUGCUGGCUUUCAUUAUGGGUCGGUUCCGUACCAACACGGAGGCAGUAGUGGCCGAAGGUCAGGCCUUCUCGACAAAUAUGAGAAAUUAUUUAUGUAUUUAUUUCCGUACGGAUGGAAAGUUCACGGACCGGCUUCUGAGGAGACAGGUCUUCAUGUGGUCAAAUUGGUUGGCGUUCUCUAUGUUCUCGUUAUCAUAUUUGACGUAAUAAUGGCUUAUUAUAUCAAUUGUCUCGAUUGGUCCAACAAUCGUAUCGUUGUUUUACUCUUCGGAGCCAUUUUUGUAGCCAUUGUCGGCUGUAUUCUUGCCAUUUCAAGACAGCCACAGAUCAGGUGCGAUUUGAAAUUCAAAGCGCCGGGAGUGCCGUUCGUGCCUGCGAUUGCCAUAAUCAUCAACAUUUAUCUCAUACUAAGACUUUCGAUCCUCACUUUAGUCCGAUUCACAGUUUGGAUGAUCGCCGGGCUUGCAAUGUAUUUCUGUUACGGAAUUAAAAACAGUUCACUCGAAGUGAUGACAAAUACAGAGAGCAAAGACACGCAACAAAUGGAGCUAACGAUUCCACACAAUAGAGUUAAGCCGACGUCGAGACAGAACGAAGUGAUUAAUAGACCCAAUGGUUUCACGGGUACUCUCUCUUCAUCUGAUAACUCAUACAAUUGGCGUACAUUUGAGUAAAAUAUACUUCCAUUCCUAUCGAUGAUUGUCUUAAUCUACUAAUCGUUUGCAUAAAUGGCUUUUCGCUGUAUUGCUUGUCAUUCAUCCCAAUACUGAGGACAGGCUGUGAUAUUCUGUGUUUUCUUUUGAUGUGAUAACAAUAUUAAUAUAAUAUCAAUAUAUUAUAUCAUAAC